AUGUCGGACUUCGAUUCGGAUGACCCUCAACCCACCUCCAUCCCCUUCUCCACCAUAGUAGCAAGCUCUACCAGGCUUCGUCAAUGCACCUUCAUCCUCGUUCCUAACAGACUGCUGUUCCUCCUGGACUCUCCGGAGUUUUUCCGCAACUCCCUCGGCUGGGCAGAGAGGGCGUCGGAAGGAGGGCAAGAGUCCAAAAACAAAACAAAACAACCCAAACAGGGCGAGCCAAGAGUUCAGGCAGACGACCUGGAGGCCAUCUCAGAUGCAGCAAGAUCUCUGGAGGUCGACCUCUCGGUAGCAGGAUCUUUGGCGGAUGGCCUGGAGGCAAAACUCAGUAUAGCGGGAUCUCUGGACCUCCCUGGUGUAGCAGAAUGUCUGGAGACCGUGUGUGUUGGCCUCGGAGCUUGGGUCUUGGCGGACAUCGCUGACUCAGAUGAAGUGUUAAAAGCUGGACUUGGUUUUAAUAUUGACUCUGGCCUCUGGAAGACCCUGAGUGAUCCUGCUGCAGGUUUUGGCUACCAGGUGGUGCAAAGAGGGCCAUCAAAUCUCCUCGUCAGCGCUCCACUUGAACAGUAUGGAAAAGAUAAAAGAGGACAGAUAUUUGAGUGCUCAACAACGAAUUGCAACAUUCUGGGGUCUGCAGUGUUAAAAGCUGGACUUGGUUUUAAUAUUGACUCUGGCCUCUGGAAGACCCUAAGUGAUCCUGCAGCAGGUUUUGGCUACCAGGUGGUGCAAAGAGGACCAUCAAAUCUCCUCGUCAGCGCUCCACUUGAACAGUAUGGAAAAGAUAAAAGAGGACGGAUAUUUGAGUGCUCAACAACUAAUUGCAACAUUCUGGGGUCUGCAGAGAAAAAUGCUGCCGUUAACAUGUCCCUUGGUUUAGCGAUGGCAAAUGACCCCUCAACACAAACGACGAUGGUCUGUGGUCCAACUAUUCCCAGAGACUGCAAAAGUAUCACCAUGUACAAUGGUUUGUGCUUUGAGAUGGAUAAACAGAAUACCCUUGGAAAGUCUUACACAUCUGUCACUGGAGAAUGUCCAAUCCAAGCUUACAUUGCAUUUCUGUUGGAUGGCUCUGGAAGUGUAUCUGGUGAAGAUUUUAAAAGUAUGAAAGAUUUUGUGAAAGGGCUGAUUAGAUCAUUCCUGGGAAAAGAUACACGGUUUGCCAUUACCCAGUAUUCCUAUGACACAACAACGCAUUAUGACUUUAAUGCUUUUUCACAAGCUCCUUACUGGGAAUCUCAAAUUGACAACAUCAGUCAAAAAAGAGGAGGAACAUACACAGCUGCUGCCAUCGGAAAAGUGGUGAAUGACGUCUUCUUGCCUGAAAAAGGUUCCAGGUCAAGUGCAAAAAAACUUUUGAUCGUUAUCACAGAUGGGGAGUCUCAAGAUAGCGGGGAUUUACCAGCAGCAGCAAGUUUAGCUGAUUCAAAACAGAUUGUUCGAUUUGCUAUUGGGGUGGGGGAUGCAUUCUCGAGCUACAGUGCAACACAAGAGCUCAGAACGAUUGCAUCUCAACCCGCUGAAAAUUUUAUGUUUAAAGUGGGAAAUUUUGCCGCUCUUGACAAAAUACGGGAAAACUUGCAAGACAAAAUUUUUUCUAUUGAAGGAUCUCAAACUGGUGGAGAGGCACUGGAAGAAGAAAUGUCCCAAGAAGGCUUUAGAGCUGUUUAUGUGUCUGGGGAUAUUCAGAUGGCUAUGGUUGGUGCUAACCAGUGGAGAGGAGGCUACAAGAAAUAUUCACUUAGAACUGACUCAAUCAAAGAAUCAUUUCAGCCAACAUCCAUUGAGGCUGACAGUUACCUUGGUUAUUCCAUGGCUGUUGCCAGUACCAGAUUCGGCCCACUGACAGUUAUUGGCGCACCAAGAUAUGAACACAGAGGAGUUGUUUGGACUGUUUUAAAUAAUGUAAAGAGACAGGAAAUCCACCCCUAUCAACCACAGUCUGGUGAAUAUUUUGGGGCAGAGGUUUGUGCCAUGGAUGUAGAUUCUGAUGGCACCAUUGAUCUAAUCCUGAUAUCUGCUCCAAUGUACACAAACAAUGACGGAGAGGGACGGGUUUAUGUCUGCGAAUUAAGUUAUGAGAAUGUGCUCUGUCAUUUUGACCGCCCACCAAGUAUAGUAGUGCUACGAGGGAGCGUGUCUGACAGAGGGAGGUUUGGCUCGUCUCUUGCUGUUCUCCCUGACAUAAAUGCAGACACAUUCAACGAUUUGGCCGUAGGAGCCCCUCUGGAGAAUGACGGUAAAGGCAGCAUCUACAUUUUUCAAGGAGAAGGAGGAAAAAAAAUAAAUCCUAUUUACUCACAGAGGAUCGCUGCCUCAGAAAUCCAACCAGGGCUGAAGUUAUUUGGCAUCUCAAUCAGUCAGUCUUCUUACGACCAGAGUGGUGACGGACUUCCUGACUUAGCUGUGGGUUCAAAGGGAAAGGUCGUUUUGCUUAGAUCCAGACCAGUUGUAACAGUGACUGCCACUGUGUCGUUCAACCCAAAACAAAUCCCAACUCAAAACCCAGACUGCUCGAAACCACUGGCAAGCAAGGCUAACAUCUGCUUUACUAUGAGCAAAUUGUCUGCCAUUAAUGAAGCUCAAGCACAGGUGAAUUUCACUUUAACAUUGGACGCAAACCGUAAGAUACCAAACAACCGGGCUUGGAUCAGCAAAAACGUGAGAGAAAAGACUGGUUCUCUUACUCUCCAGUUAAACAAGGAAACAUGUCACAAUGUGGACUUCUUUAUUGAGGCUUGUCCAGAUGAUGCUCUCAACGCACUCAAUAAUGAGCUUAGAUUCACUUUUGGUGGUUUGCCUUCUGGCACAAAACCUAGACCAAGUCUCUCUCCAAAGGUUCAAAACACAAGUUUUCAUUCUAUCGGGUUUGAGAUCAUUUGUGGAAAAGAUGGAGAGUGUGUGGAUGAUUUGAAGGUGGAUUUCAACUUCACCAGUUCCUCUGUGGUUAAAGUUGGCAUAGAUGAACUUUUGAAUGUGACUGUCUUUGUGGAGAACAGAGGAGAAAACUCGUACAACAGUCGCAUCAUUCUCACAUAUCCAAUUGGGCUGUCCUACAGGAAGUUUACAUCUCUGCAAGGGAGAAUUGAGUGUAACUCUUUGGACAGUGAGGAUGGUGUAACUAGAGGACAGACAGACUGCAGCGUUGACAAACCUAUAUUUAAAAGCAACUCAGUGGCAGUAUUUGUUGUCGCUUAUGGUCACAACACCAACAGUAAACUUGAGAGGAGGAUCUUUGUGACUGCAAACGCCACCAGUGGAAAUAUUAAGCACAUCUCUUCUACUGAACUCUACAAAAUUAACGAGAUUGAUGUAAAAUACAGCAUUUUUAUUACAGUUAAAAGCUCCCUCAGCUACAAUAAUUUCACAUUUGGAGAAAAAGAUUUACAGAAACCUCUUAAACAAGAAAUAAAGGUUGCAAACGUUAUCAGAGCACUAAAUUUUACCGUGGUGAUCAAGGUUCCUGUAAAGCUCGGUGAUAAAGACAUCUGGGAGGACAAAAGCAGUUUUAUGAUUGCAGGUUGUGUGAAGGAUAAAGAUGAAGAACCUGGUGCCAUUGAUUUUGUUAGAAAGAUAAAAGAAAGCAAAAUAUUGGACUGCGCUGUAGCGAGGUGCAGAGUGUUCAGGUGCUCUACGUUCAUGGAAAGGAACACUGACCAAAUGUACAGAAUCUCUGCAAACAUCAGCUCAAGGUGGAUACAACAGAUCGGACUUUCAUCUGCCAAAUUCCGCUUGACCAGUACAGCCAGUCUAGAGUAUGACAACAACCAGUACAUCUUCUACUCUACAACCUUUAACAAUGACCCUCCGGUUCGCAAGAUUGAAGCUGAGAUAGAAGUGUUUCCCAAACCAGAUUUCACUAAAGAGAUUAUAGGAGGAUCUCUGGGAGGGUUGGCCUUUCUGGCUUUACUUACCGCUGGUCUGUACAAGGCUGGGUUUUUUAAGAGCAAAUACAGUGAGAUGAUUAAUGAAAGUGCAGGAGGAGAAGCAGCACAAGAAGGUGAAGGUGUCGCACCAGCAGAAGGAUAAAAUUCAGAUAUUACCUUUUAUUUCCACCCAGUACAUUUAUAACAGGCAUUGUUUCUAUGAAAUGCAUCUGAUGCAUUUUUAAUUUUAGUGAAUGUACCAAACACAAUGUGUAUUUUUCAAGUUCAUCCCUGAGUUAUUUGCUACAUGGAAGUGUGAACAAUAAAUUGUUAAAAGCAUGUAAAAGCAGAAUUGAAGUUGCUCUUUGUAUUAGGGAAGGGUUGACGAUACACUUGCUUUUUAAAACCACAACUGUGGAAACUUAAAUAAACCAUGACUGGGAACUGCAAGGGUGAUGCACAAUGAUGAAUGUAUGGAAAUGCAAUGUAAUGCUUCAGGGGCUUUCAAACAGUAUACUAAAAUGACUGCUAUAUGUUUGUUCUGU
This is a messenger RNA of Fundulus heteroclitus (mummichog), 4417 nucleotides long. RefSeq names its product integrin alpha-M. The transcript is spliced from 34 exons. Gene Ontology annotation, cellular component: external side of plasma membrane; integrin complex. Gene Ontology annotation, biological process: integrin-mediated signaling pathway; cell adhesion mediated by integrin; cell-cell adhesion. Gene Ontology annotation, molecular function: integrin binding. NCBI's taxonomy places the organism in Eukaryota, Metazoa, Chordata, Actinopteri, Cyprinodontiformes, Fundulidae. The record is from RefSeq and is a predicted model, not a curated record. The coding region runs from base 1 to 4035 and encodes 1344 amino acids.